AUGCCCAUUAUCAUUCGUGGAUUUGUGCGAUUUAUUAAAACCGUACCUGCAGCGAUCUACAAGGGGCUAUUCUGUGGAGUUACAGCACUUCGACUGCUUGGCACCGGUUCAUUUCAAAGUGUCAUUGCCGAUGACUUUCUUAGUCAAACAUCACAGUCGACGGUGUCAAGAAAUCUUGAGGCUGUUGUGAAUGCAUUAACUGAAGUACUGCCACAGUAUGUGAAAUUUCCACUAAGUGAAGAAGCACGCUUCGAGAAAAAAUGUGACUUCUUUACAAACGGAUUUCCAAAUGUUAUUGGGGCAAUUGACGGCACAUUAAUAAAUAUACAGAGACCAUCAGUUGAUGACUGGUUUGUUUUUAUCAGCCGUAAAGGGAAAUUUGCUCUGAAUAUUCAACUGGUAUGCGAUGCCAAAAUGGAAAUUCUGAAUGUUGUGGCACGAUGGCCUGGAAGCACACACGACUCCUUCAUGUGGAGAAAUAGUACACUUAGAGAACUUUUUGUGUCCGGCCAAAUACCUAGACGGAACUUUCUUCUGGGUGACAGUGGAUAUCCACUGGAACCAUGGCUUUUAACACCAUAUUCAAACCCUACUACAGAAGCUCAACAAAUUUUUAAUCAAAAGCACAGGUCUCUGAGGGCUGUAGUGGAGCAUUGUAAUGGCCUGUUAAAGUCAAGAUUCCGUUGCCUCCAUGAGAGUAGUGGAGUUCUCCUAUAUACACCAACAAAAGCAUGCAAAAUAAUCUUGGCAUGCACUGUAUUACAUAAUAUAUGCAUACAACGAAAUAUUCCGUGGGACAGUUAUGAACUUGAAGAAGAAGAAACUACAUAUAAUAACAACAAUCAUACUUUCAGUAAUAACUGGAGACGAGAAGCUCCACUUAUUCGAGAUGAAAUUGCAGAAAAUAUGAGCCGAUAGUUUUUAAUUAGUUAAACUCUUGUGUGGCCUAUAUUUUCUGCAAUUUCAUUUUGUUUAAGUGGAUUUUUAAAAUGUAAAUAAAGUUUGUUUUCCAAGAGCUAGAGUUAGCAAUGAUUCUUAAAUUACAGUACCGUUUAAUAUUC
Stegodyphus dumicola is the source of this 1061-nucleotide messenger RNA. Its product is annotated as putative nuclease HARBI1. The record is from RefSeq and is a predicted model, not a curated record. NCBI's taxonomy places the organism in Eukaryota, Metazoa, Arthropoda, Arachnida, Araneae, Eresidae.